Vigna unguiculata (cowpea) is the source of this 3121-nucleotide messenger RNA. Its product is annotated as CLEC16A-like protein. Gene Ontology annotation, biological process: regulation of autophagosome maturation; vacuolar transport; endosomal transport. The record is from RefSeq and is a predicted model, not a curated record. Lineage: Eukaryota; Viridiplantae; Streptophyta; Magnoliopsida; Fabales; Fabaceae. Gene Ontology annotation, cellular component: Golgi apparatus; late endosome.
AUUGCGUCACUUUUCAAUUUUCCUUGAAAUUCUUCUACCUGGUUCGUUAAUCUAAGGCCAAGUGUUCUUGCUUCGCUCUGUAAUAGUCUCUGUCAUCGCGAUCUUUCGAAAACCCUACUCCCUCUCUCCCUCUAUAUCAAGAAGCUGCUCGGAAGGAUCGAGCAGUUUCGAAUUGGAUUCAGCAUGAAUUUCAGUGAGCUCAAUUCGGUGCUGUGAUUCGCACAACCAUGUGGUUUUCCUUCUGGAGAUCCAGAGAUCGUUUUACCUUGGAUCAUCUCAGUGUUGUCCUGCUGCCUUAUGGUGCUCAGGUACUUAACUGAUCAACUGACAAAAGUUCAAAUAGUUAGCGAGGUUAAUAAGGAUUUUGUUAUCGAGGCACUGAGAUCUAUUGCAGAGUUGAUAACAUAUGGCGACCAACAUGACCCAAGUUUUUUUGAAUUCUUCAUGGAAAAGCAAGUUGUGGGAGAGUUUGUACGUAUACUUAAACUCAGCAAAAGCAUUAGUAUUCCACUUCAGUUACUACAAACAGUGAGUAUUAUGAUCCAGAACCUAAGAAGUGAACAUGCUAUAUAUUAUAUGUUUAGUAAUGAACAUAUGAAUUACCUAAUUACAUAUUCAUUUGAUUUUCGGAACGAAGAGCUACUGUCAUACUACAUAUCCUUUUUAAGAGCAAUAAGUGGAAAAUUGAACAAUAGUACAAUUUCUCUGCUUGUGAAGACUCACGAUGAGGAAGUAGUUUCAUUUCCACUGUAUGUUGAGGCAAUUCGCUUUGCCUUUCAUGAGGAGAACAUGGUUCGCACUGCUGUACGUACUGUGACCCUUAAUGUUUAUCAUGUUGGGGAUGAAUGUGUUAAUAGAUAUAUAACGAGUGCACCUCACACAGAAUACUUCUCAAACCUGGUUUCGUUUUUUAGGAAUCAGUGUAUGGAUUUAAAUAAACUGGUGUCUGAGACACUCAAAAAUCAAGGCUCAGGUUCAACCUCUGCAAUAAUUGCUGCUGUAGAUGAAAUUGAGGAUAACCUGUAUUACUUUAGUGAUGUUAUCUCUGCCGGGAUUCCUGAUGUUGGGAGGCUAAUAACAGACAGCAUUUUGAUGCUUCUGGUUUUUCCAUUACUUCUUCCUUCCCUGAGAACAGUGGACUCUAAUGACAUGCAAAGUGGUGUUGUCACUUCUCUCUACUUACUUUGUUGCAUCUUAAGGAUAGUCAAGAUCAAAGAUUUGGCAAAUACCAUAGUCGCUGCUCUUUUUUAUCCCUUUGAGACCUUUACAAAAUUUUCUGGGGGUAAAGUCAAUGGCUAUACAUCUGAUAGUAGUUUUACAUCCGUAAGCCAAGAACCAGAUGAUAAUAGUGCAAAGUACAAAGCAGAAUACUUGACAGUGGAAGUGCCAAACUCUACUAGCUCUUCAGACUUAUACCUUGAAAGUGUUGUGUCAGAAAAUAAUCGUAGCAGUUCAAAUUUGACGUUGAGGGAGGUUUUGCUUGCAUAUGUUACCAAAGGGGAUGAUGUACAAGUUUUGGGUUCUCUGAGUGUGCUAGCUACUUUACUGCAAACUAAAGAACUUGAUGAAUCCAUGCUAGACAAGCUUGGAAUUCUUCCGCAACGCAAACAGCACAAGAAGCAGUUAUUGCAAGCUUUGGUUGGCGAGGCUUCAGGUGAAGAGCAACUUUUUUCCUCUGAAAAUAGCUCGACAAGGGAUAGCAUUAGCUGCGAGCUCAAUACCUAUCUUGAAAAGAUUAAGGAGCUCUAUGGGUUAUCUUUUCUCUGCUCUGAUCUUGUCACAAGCCCUCGCGUGCCUAGAUUUCAGGUGCUCGAUGCAUUAGUUAGCCUCUUUUGCCGUUCUAAUAUUUCCGCAGAGACACUGUGGGAUGGUGGUUGGCUUUUACGCCAGUUACUUCCUUACAGUGAAGCAGAAUUCAAUAGUCAACACCUGGAAUUGCUGCAAGUUUCCUACAAGAAUUCUGCUGCUGCUCUUGUAAAGGAGGUUAGAGGCUUCUGGCCUGAUCUUCUUAUUACUGUUCUUUGCAAUGAAUGGAAAAAAUGCAAAAGAGCGAUGGAGUCAUCUUACCCUCCAAAAGAACCAAAAUCUGUACUUUUUCCUUCUCCAAUAUUAUCUUCAGAAGACGAUAUACCUGAGGGCUCAUCAUUUGCUGCUGGAGAAAGACUGCUUGAAUUGUCAAAGGUAUUUGUAGUCCUGCACCAACUUCAAAUAUUCACUCUAGGUAGACCUUUGCCUGAGAAACCUCUUAUUUAUCCUCCUGGUGAUCUCCCAGCGAAUUCUCGUGCUCAGACAUCUGGACUUGAUUUGUCAGGCCCUAAACCAGGAACUGAAAUCAAUCUUGUUAAUGCUGUGCCUUGUAGAAUUUCUUUCGAACGGGGCAAAGAGCGCCAUUUUUCCUUUCUAGCAAUCUCUGUAGGAACGUCCGGGUGGCUUGUACUAGCAGAAGAGUUGCCACUAAAGAAGCCCUUUGGCGUUGUUCGGGUUGCUGCACCUUUGGCUGGGUGCAAUCCCAAGAUUGAUGAUAAACACUCAAGAUGGUUACAUCUGCGGAUUAGACCAUCUUCUUUACCUAUUCUGGAUCCUGCCAAGUUCAAUACCCACGGCAAAUUAAAGACAAAAGCUUUUGUGGAUGGAAGAUGGACGUUGGCUUUCAGGGAUGAGGAGUCUUGCAAGUCUGCUUUUUGCAUGAUUGUUGAGGAGAUUAAUUUUCUGUGUGACGAGGUUCACAGAAGACUAAAACCUUUGCUCAACCUUGAAACCUCAUUGAAUUUAGCUGGUCUUGCAGACGAGGAUUCCUCUUCAAAUACAACACCUCGAAAUUCGGUGUAAGGUCUUUGACUUUAUUUACAAUAACAGGCUGUUUCUUACUCGUGGGGUGGGAAAUCAUUUAAGUCGGUCACCCUUUUUGUAUAUCCUCCUAAAAUACAUACCAAAUUUGUAGAUUGAUUUAGUGCCAUUCUUUUUGUAUACUAGCCAUUCCUGAUUUGUAAGUUUAUAUCCUCUCUUUCAUUCUUUAGGAGCUCUAACCUAGGCCCCAUAUUUUUUUACUGCAUUAUUGCUAAGCUAUGUAACAAAUGUAAAUGUGAGGGAACCCGGUAAAGAAAGUUUUAUUCCUUGUCCA